AUGGGCAUUUUACCCGAGGUGAUCAUGGUCACCCAACGGUCAUACUUGAAGCAGUUGCAUCACAAGAUAUGUGGAUUUGGCAUGCUUUUUUUUGGUUCUCUUGGUUCGAUUAACGACAUCAACGUUCUUAAUCGUUCACCAAUAUUUAACAACAUAUAUGAUGGAUCUGCACCGGAUUCUUCUUUUCAAGUGCGUGGAACGCCAUAUAAGUAUGGUUAUUAUCUGGUCGAUGGAAUCUAUCCUGAGUAUGCUGUGUUUGUUAAAUCUUUUACAACUCCACAUGGUUCUAGACGAAAGAAAUUCAAGAGAGCUCAAGAAAGAGCUAGGAAGGAUGUUGAGCGUGCUUUUGGAGCUCUGAAGAAACGGUGGUUCAUAUUGAAAAAACCAGCAGCUUAUUUAAGCGAGGAAAAACUUCAAGAAAUCAUGUAUACAUGUCUUAUAUUGCAUAACAUGAUUAUUGAAGACGAAGGAAGAGCGAUAUGUGCGUUUAACGAGGAAGAAACCAUACCAGAGACACAACCAAUAGAAAUUGGUGGCGAAGAGUAUAUAAACAAGAGAGCAGACAUAUGUUGCGCUGAAACAUUUCACAAUCUUCGCAAUGACUUGGUUGAACACAUUUACGGGGUUCAAAACAUUAACCUUAAUUUGGAUCCACCAGAUGACUCCGAAGACGAGUUCUCAGAGAACGACUUUAUGUAG
Molecule: messenger RNA, 699 nt
Organism: Lactuca sativa (garden lettuce)
Lineage: Eukaryota; Viridiplantae; Streptophyta; Magnoliopsida; Asterales; Asteraceae
Source: RefSeq, a predicted model, not a curated record